AUGCCAAGACAGUCUGUAACAUUGUCUUACAGUGCAACCCCCAACUCAUGCACUGAAGGCGAUCUUCUAGAGGGAGUUGAUGUCAUCACACUCACUGGGGAAAUAAACCUGGAAGGUCAAAAUUCAACUGAUUGGAACCUUGAUAUUCCAUUUCAGUUUAGAAAGAAUGGUGCUCUUCAGUUUCAAACUCUCUGCACAGUUUAUAUGAGCAGCUACUGCCAGACUGGCGGCAGUGAGUGUUACUGUACAUCACGUUCAGGGAAUGUUUACCACUUCACAUUCACCAGGUUAGCUGCUCUUUGGCUGAGUAACUCCACAGCAAUGACUGAGCUGGCAAAGUUGAACACAACUGAUGUAAUAAGGGCUUACACUGAUGUCCCUAUUAUUCAUGGUAAAUGUUUGGCUUUUCUUGUUGCUUUAAAAAUUAAUGAAACCACGGUCAGUACAACGCCAAAUCUUGCUUCUACCCCCAACCGGAGCCAGGUACCCGUUAGAGCUGAGAGAACUGUUGUGCUCUACCAGUCAACCAGCGGGUUCAUGAAAAGACCUGAGUCAAGUCUGCUUGAGGAAAAUGUGAACCCACUAGCUUAG
Physella acuta is the source of this 591-nucleotide messenger RNA. RefSeq lists its product as uncharacterized. NCBI's taxonomy places the organism in Eukaryota, Metazoa, Mollusca, Gastropoda, Physidae. The record is from RefSeq and is a predicted model, not a curated record.